GUCAUGUAUUUCACCCUCUGCGCCGCGUGACGUCACGACACCCGAGUCACUUUGUUCGGUGCUCGCUGUGGACCCAGGCGAGACGCUGCGCCAUGUUGCUGCUGUUGCUGUGAUGUUUGGUUGUUGUCUACGCAGAAUCGUUCACGUGGAGCAGUGAGAUUUGGGGCUGGAAUUAAAAGGCAUCGAUGCUUCCAGUGUCCAUACAAUACGGAUGAGAUGGGCAAAUUGAAGAAACACCAGAGAACACACACGAAAGAGAAGCCCUUCAAGUGCAUGGUGUGUGAGGCGACAUUUACACAGGCAGGAUCUCUUAACAUUCAUCAGAGAAGACACACAGGUGAGAAGCCCUUCAAGUGCACUGUGUGUGGGAAGGCAUUUUUACUUAAUCGAGAUUGUCAAAUUCACGAGAGAAGACACUCAGGCGAGAGGCCAUUCAAGUGCACUGUGUGUGAGAAGACAUUUUCAUGGUUACAAUGUCUUCGUGUUCAUGAGCAAAUACACUUAAGCAAGAAGCCAUUCAAGUGCACUGUGUGUGGCAAGUCAUUUGGGCUUCUACGAUGUCUUACAGAUCAUGAGAAAAUACACUCCGGCAAGAAGCCCUUCAAGUGCACUGUGUGUGAGAAAGCAUUUGGAAAUGCAGCACAUCUUAAAAGACACCUUAUAAUGCACUCUGACGAAAAGCCCUACAAGUGCUCUGUGUGUGGGAAGCCAUUUUCACGGCCUGAAGCCCGAAGGAGGCAUGAAAAGAUCCACAAUAAGUCGAAGGUGAAAUCGAGACGUGGACGUAAAAAAAGAGCCGCAUUGAGCCCAUCUCGCAUGGAACAGGGACCAGAAGACAACCCAAUCGUCGCAACGUCGCUAGCAGUGAAGGUGAAACAUAAAGAACUGAAGGUGAAACAUAAAGAACUGAAGGUGAGACAUAAGGAAGUGAAGGUGAAACAUAAGGAAGUGAAGGUGAAACAUAAAGAAGUGAAGGUGAAACAUAAAGAAGUGAAGGUGAAACAUAAAGAAGUGAAGGUGAAACAUAAAGAAGUGAAGGUGGAAUGUGAAGUGAAGGUGAAAUGUAAAGAGGUGAAGGUGGAAUGUGGAGUGAAGGUGAAAUGUGAAGAGGUGAAGGUGAAAUGUGAAGAGGUGAAGGUGGAAUGUGAAGAGGUGAAGGUGAAAUGUGAAGAGGUGAAGAUGGAAUGUGAAGAGGUGAAGAUGGAAUGUGAAGAGGUGAAAUUGGAAUGUGAAGAGGUGAAGGUAGAAUAUAAAGAAGUGAAGGUCAAAUGUGAAGAUGAAGGUUCAACUCCAGGACCUGACCUCCAGGUGGAUGAAGUCCGCGUGAAGCAGGAGAAGGAUUCAGACUCUGAGAGAGAACGAGGCCACCACAGGGAAUUUGUGGAUGUGGAGGUGUGGGUGGAUUUUGGGGGAGUGGUGUAACAACGGCCGAGUUUGAUUCCCGCUCACGGCUAACACCGGUGACGAUUAUUUGAACCGGUCCUGGGCCUCCCCUAGGUCAACUCGGUCACAAAUGAGUACCUGGUACAAUGUGUAAACAUCGCCACUGGGAAGACAAAGGUAGUUGGGCACGAUGCUGGUCACCCAUCUGUCACGUUACCUAUCCACGGAGGGCUGAUGGUUGGGGUGUAUUGCCGUCGAGCUGGUGUUAGACCACUCAGAGACUUGGCUGUUAGGGAUGUGUAUAUAUAGGCCUUUUUCCAAAAUUCAUAUCAAGAAUAAUUCGGCCAAUAUAUAUUUUUAAUAAAUAAUUUAACUCCGCUACCCCUAACAAGCACCCAGCAUUUGGAGGUCGUAAAAUGCCAUUAAAUAAUAAACUCAGGGCAGAGGAAGGUUAGCGACUAUCUGGAAAUUUCCAGAUUGACAAAGGGCAUAUGACCCCGACCUUCCCAAACGUUUUGGACAGUUCAUAAACAAAUAUGCAGAGCCAGGAAAAAAACACAGAGCAGAGACAAACAAACAACAUUACAACUCGCAUCUUCUUUAACGAUAAAAAUUUGAAACUCGGCAAAAAGAACAAAUCCACGUUAUAGGCUGGCAGUCUAUCAGUGGUUUUAUCAUUGUUACUUAUUUUAUUUCACCCUUAUUCAACUCAUAUAAUUUUGUAUGGUAUCUUUCUAUCUAUGUAACUUCACCAAAUGAACCAAAUACACGAGCCCCUGCCAUCAAGAAAACUUAAGUCCAAACUAAUGCUAUUCUUCCAGCAUCAAAAUAUAACUCAAAAUAAAACACCAAUCCAUGGAGACAGACUUAUAACCAAGCUUGGCAGAACCCUCAAAAUAAUGACGUAAUGAAGAGCAUUACGAAUAUUGAUUAAACAUGAACCGAAUAAUCACGAUAUAUUAAAACCGGGUGUAACUCAUAAGAGAUACAAGGAAUAAAUCCAACACAAGACCACAUAAUAUGUAUUCCAUGGAACCAAAGCCUCCCUGGCCACCUUUGUCUUCCAACAAUUCGACAAACACAUGUCAGCCAUAAAUAAGUAUGAAGGGUGUCUGGCCUCGAGAUAACACUAAGAAGGGGGGGAAACGCAAACAAGCAUAAACUUGAUGGAAAACCGCUCUCUCGGGGUCACCAAAGGAAGAGGGGGGGGGGCAAUCAGGCGUGGCCACGGGGGAAGAGCAGAACAGAGUAAGCAUGUGUUUUUUUUCCUCGCAAGAGACGCAGGGAAGGGAGAGAAUUCAGAUGUAAAGAGAGACACAGCCAUACAUCAAAACACCACCAACACAGAAGAAGCUUGCCAGCAGAAGAAGAAUCCAGCAGACGAAGACUCUGCAAUCAACCAGGAUGGCGAGGCCCGCUGAGUAGCGAUGUGCUACCAGUGCGACUUCGGCGCUGACCGAGACCGAAGAGGUAUCGCUCGAAAGCCACUCUGCCCUGAGUGCCCACUCCACCGAGCCACUGCAGUGCGAGUGGAGCUGACGAGAAUUUCAGCAAUCAUCCUCGAGAAAGGGCGGAAAGCGCCAAACAUGGACCAAGCCAGCAUCAUAGAGAACCAGCUCCAUCAGACAUUUGUGCCUGCCACCAGCGAACGAGAGCAUUGUUCAUCGUUAGAGAACCCGCAGCCAGAAAAGGGCGCACAGCCGUGCCGCCAGUGCCACCGAGCACAGGUGUCCGCUUGCCAGCGGACGAGCCACACGAGCGACUUAGCAUCUUCAAGGACAAGCAUCGUGCCGACGCAGCUCAUCUAGCAGCAGAGAGAGAGAGCCGGCGGCUAACUGCAGACACGCCCGUGCGAGAGAGCAAAAGGGAGCCACAAGCUGUUUGUAUGCCCCUCCCCCACCCUCACAAGCUCACGACACUGCACCCGGCAGAGGUCGCAAACGGGUUUUGAUUCCUUACCCGUACCCGGCCGCACCAGGGUCGCAAAUGGGUACCUGUACCCGGCCAGGUACAGGUUCCCGUUCCCUACGCGUACCCGUACCCUACUCGAAAUGAGUGACAAACGGUUACUCACCAGUGACUCACGGCCUACCCGUACCCAGCCGCACCAGGGUCGCAAACGACUACCCGUACCCGGCCGGGUAUCGGGUAGGGUACGGGUAUCCGGUUGCGACCUCUGGCGCCCGGCCUCUGCUUAAAAAAGAAUGUAUCAAGGGGACAAUACACACACACAUGAACCAUUAACUGGUCGUGAAGGCAUCGAUGCUCAUCGAGUGAUAUGAACACGGUCGUUAUAAGUACAUUAGUCGUUAUAUUAUAUAUUUUUUAAUCGCGUAAAAUUACCAAUGGAUUCAUCGAUGCAAACUAAACUUUUGAAACCUUCGUUAAGAAUCUACACGCUCACAGGGAGAAUAUUGUGUUAACUUUCUUUUGAACACCGAAUCUUGCCCACUAAUUAAUUGAAGCUUAGUCAAGAGAUAAGCAUAUCGCGUAAGCAGGACACACCGUCGCACACCAUUGUCUCAAGACGUUUCGUUAAUUAUAUAAUCUUGCCGAUGAAUCUAUUGACGUAUACUUUUGCCUUCGUGAUGUAAUAAUUUGCUUUUUAUUGCCUUUCGUAUGAAUAUCGUCGCUUGCAUGUUUUAAGGACUUUCCCUAUCGCUGUAUUUGCUCCCGUUACUCGGUGGAAUUAAUCCAUUUUUCGGUUGCCCAGUUAACACAAUCAUUGAUGGUUACAUGUACUGAUCAGUGAGGGGUGAUUCUCCGGUGGUACCGUGGAUAAUUCCAAGCAUGAGAGUUCGCAUAUUAGAGUCAUGUUUUUGUUUAGAAUAAAAAUUUAUUAAAGAGUCUGAGUGCUUC
Molecule: messenger RNA, 4242 nt
Organism: Lethenteron reissneri (Far Eastern brook lamprey)
Lineage: Eukaryota; Metazoa; Chordata; Hyperoartia; Petromyzontiformes; Petromyzontidae
Product: zinc finger protein 501-like
Biological process (GO): regulation of transcription by RNA polymerase II
Cellular component (GO): nucleus
Molecular function (GO): DNA-binding transcription activator activity, RNA polymerase II-specific; RNA polymerase II cis-regulatory region sequence-specific DNA binding
Source: RefSeq, a predicted model, not a curated record